This is a messenger RNA of Meloidogyne enterolobii, 2266 nucleotides long. Lineage: Eukaryota; Metazoa; Nematoda; Chromadorea; Rhabditida; Meloidogynidae. The record is from the annotation of a GenBank genome assembly.
AAAAAUUAAAUUUAUUAAAAAAUUAAAAAAUAAAAAUGCUAACAUCCACAUUACGCCAAAUUAUUUUAUCUAAAUCCAUCCGCCACUCUAUAACAGCAUUAAAUCCUUUAAUACUAACAACUUCUGCAGCCCGUUCCUAUGGCUGUAUGGUACACGCUGAUACCGUCCCUAUUGUUUUAACUGAUGGGAAUGCAGCAGAUUUGUUGAGUACUGCUACACCUGCCGUUGGCCUGACCUAUGGUCCAGAUGGUCAUGUAGAAUCCCCAGUCAGUCAAUCAGUUGUUGCUAGAAGUGGAAAUAAAUCUGCCUUCAACCACCGUGAAGAAUUGAAAAAUGCCCAAAGAAUUGUUGUAAAAAUGGGAAGUGCUGUAAUUACUAGAGAUGAUGAAUGUGGGUUGGCUUUGGGAAGAUUGGCAAGUAUUGUUGAACAGGUCUCUGAACUUCAACAAAGUGGCCGUCAAAUGCUUAUUGUCUCCUCUGGAGCUGUUGCUUUCGGAAGACAAAAACUGCGCCAAGAAUUGGUUAUGUCAAUGUCCAUGAGACAAACACUUCGAGGCCCAGCUGGAAUGCAGACAGACAAAAGAGCAUGCGCAGCUAGCGGGAUGCCUGGACUGAUGAGUUUGUAUGAACAAUUAUUUCAACAAUAUGGAAUUACUGUAGCGCAGGUGUUGCUAACAAAGCCAGAUAUAGACGACCCUCAACGCAGACGUAACCUACAGGCAACGAUUGAAAGCCUACUCCGUCUCAAUAUAAUUCCAAUAGUUAAUGCAAAUGAUGCUGUAGCACCUGAUCCUAAGCUUAAUAUGCACAUAAGCGACAACGAUUCUUUAGCUAGCCGUCUUGCUGGCGAAAUCAGUGCUGACCUCUUAAUUAUUCUAAGCAACGUUAAUGGUGUCUAUAGCGGCCCACCAGAACAAGAAGGCUCUCGUCUUCUCAACUUUUAUUGCCCAACAGAGUCUAGCUCGGUAACCUUUGGUUCAAAUUCAAAAUAUGGAACUGGAGGAAUGGAGGCCAAAGUGCAAGCAUGUGUAAAAGCAUUGGAACAUGGUGUUGCUACAGUUAUCACUAAUGGAUUACUAAACAAUGCUAUAACUUCUGUAGUUUAUGGAAAGAAAGUUGGAACGAUGUUUUGUAGUGAUUCGUUACAGGAAGGCACUCCUGUUGAACAAAUUGCUGCUAAAGCGAAAGAGAGUGGCCGUCUACUUGCUAACAUUUCCAACGAGGACCGUGCAAAAAUGGUUCGACACAUGGCCGAUUUACUUUUAGCACGUGAAGGGGACAUCAUAGAAGCUAAUAGGGCAGAUCUCCACAACGCUACAGCUGAAGAGUUGGAACCAGCACUUUUGGAUAGAUUGAAAAUAACAAAAGGAAAAUUAAUGGAUUUACAUGCAGGAUUGAACCAAAUAGCAGAUUCUGCACGUUUUUUAAUUGGGAGGGUUUUGAGAAGAACUAAGCUGGCAGAACAGCUAUAUUUGGAGCAAACAACGGUCCCUAUCGGCUCACUCCUUGUCAUCUUCGAAUCAAGACCAGAUUGUCUCCCACAAGUUGCCGGUCUUUCAAUGGCUUCAGGAAAUUCUUUAUUGCUUAAAGGUGGUCGUGAAGCUGAAGAAACAAAUAAAUUGUUACAUUCCUUGGUACAAGAAGCUUUGGGAACGCAGGGUUAUGAAUUGAGGGAUGCCGUUACUUUGGUUAGAUCAAGAGAAGAUGUUGCUGAACUUUUGCAGCUUAGAGGUGUUUUAUUAUUACUUAAUAUUAUAAGAAAUAAAAGAUGUAACAGUUGCAUGGGAUGGGGGUCAUUACAAGUGGAGAUGGAAUUAAUCGACUUGGUAAUUCCUCGAGGUUCAUCAGACCUAGUCAGAAAAAUGCAAGAAUUGAGCAAAGGAAUCCCCGUUCUUGGGCAUGCUGAGGGUAUUUGCCAUGUUUUUGUUGACAGAAAUUGUGAUGAAAAGAUGGCUUUGGAUAUUGUUAGGGAUUCUAAAUGUGAUUAUCCUGCUGCCUGUAAUGCUGUAGAAACUAUUUUGGUCCAUAGAGAUCAUAUUAACACUCCCUUCUUUGACAGUGUUUGUUUUUUAAAUAUCAAAAUGAAAUCUAGAAAUAUACAUAAUUGUUGGUUCUUGUAGAAUCUCGGAUAUUCGGAAUCGGAUUGAAGAGCCGAACUUUCCGCCAACCCAAGUUCUUGAAUAAGACCCUAGGGAGGGUUAGUGGCUGCCACGGAUGGGUCUGCUUUCAAGCUAUCACUCGAAACCUCUUUUUAAUAAUUUUGAAA